CUCAGCUUUCUUUUCUAUCUAUUCUUAAAGUCUGAAAUUACAAAUCCCUCUCUUCACUCACCAUUAACACAGAUAGAUUUAUGUGUUAUGGAUGAUUAAGGACGUGGGAUAUUGAGUUCUGUUGGACAUAAAUUUAAGUGCAAUCAGGCUGGAGCAAAACUGCAUGAAUACAUAGUUCAAUGGCUACUGAAGAGUUAUCUGAAGCUAAAGAAUGGCAUGUUGUAAAGAAUUGGCGCAAUGUACAAAAAGAAAAAGAACGAGAGCGUCGUCGAAUUCGCGAUAGAUUAAGAAGGCAAACAAUGAGCCUGGAGGAGAGGGAAAAACAUUUAGCUAGACGCAGAAGAAACUAUCAAAUGAGAAGACAAAAAGUGUUGAAUAAUAAUUCAUUUUCAAGUUGUCAAAAUUAUGAGAGUACUACUAGUACAGGAAACUCAAAUGAAGAAGAAAAUCAAGCUAUUGUUCCUGUUUCAGGACUUGGUAUUCAAUUAUCUGAGACUACAUUUUAUCCUGAAUCUUAUAAAUCACAAGAAGAAUCAGCUGCAUCAAGUUAUAUAUUGCACCAAGGAGCAGAAGAAAGGAUGAAUAAAGUGCAGAGAAGUCCAAAUAUUCUGCCUUUAUAUCAAAUAAGACAUCUUGCUCGAUUAUUGAAUUCUCUUUCAAGCGACAAUCAAGAAAUUGGUGCCAAUUUAACGACAAAUGACAAUGUUACUACAGAGAGUAAAUUGCGACGAGGUAUAAGGUUAAUUGAUGUUAAGCGUCUGGCACGAGCUCUUAAUGCAAAUUGAAGAAUGUUUUUUUCUCAUUUCUGUAAUAUGGAUUUUGCUAGAACUGAAAAUACCAAUUUAAAGUUAAAAGCUCAAACUUGGUUCCA
Molecule: messenger RNA, 871 nt
Organism: Nicotiana tabacum (common tobacco)
Lineage: Eukaryota; Viridiplantae; Streptophyta; Magnoliopsida; Solanales; Solanaceae
Source: RefSeq, a predicted model, not a curated record